This is a messenger RNA of Daphnia pulicaria, 2196 nucleotides long. It is a transcript of the gene Dlic, whose product is annotated as cytoplasmic dynein 1 light intermediate chain 2-like. Gene Ontology annotation, cellular component: centrosome; cytoplasmic dynein complex. Lineage: Eukaryota; Metazoa; Arthropoda; Branchiopoda; Diplostraca; Daphniidae. Bases 86 to 1693 code for a protein of 535 amino acids. Gene Ontology annotation, molecular function: dynein heavy chain binding. The transcript is spliced from 9 exons. The record is from RefSeq and is a predicted model, not a curated record. Gene Ontology annotation, biological process: microtubule-based movement; microtubule cytoskeleton organization.
CCGUCAGCAGAGGGUGGGAGGAGAAUGUGUGUUGUGUAGCCAGGGAAAAGGGAACACAGGGAAUACAGUACGUCAAUGAAGCAACAUGGCUACGGCUAACGACAGGAGCAGGCAAACGGCUGCUCAAAUGAAGGACGAAAAAAAAGAUGGCAAUGAAAAGGAGAAUAUUUGGGCAUCUGUUUUGAGUGAAGUGCAACUGAAAGGAACCAACAAACUAUCUCCAAAUCAGCAAGUUGUUGUCAUUGGUGACCGAGAAUCAGGGAAAACCACACUUGUUGCAAAGUUACAAGGCAAUGUUGAUCCCAAAAAAGGUUCUGGCUUAGAAUAUGCUUACAUUGAUGUUAGGGAUGAAUACAGAGAUGAUCACACCCACUUGGCUGUCUGGCUGCUAGACGGCGAUGCGAAUCACGCUCACUUGUUACGCUAUGCAUUGACGGAGGAAACCUAUUCAUCAACCCUUCUGAUGCUGACCGUUUCGAUGACAACCCCAUGGGCUAUGCUAGAUCAGCUACAAGAGUGGGCUUCUCUAUUACAAGAUCAUAUAGACAAACUUCCCUUUUCAGCUGAAGCCAUUAGGGAAUAUCAGCACAAAUAUGUCCGGAGAUGGCAAGAAUACGUGGAACCGGGCGAUGAACUAGAAACGGCUCAACUGAGGCGGACAUCUCGUCAUGUGGAUGGAGAAGAGGAGGGCAUGGAUCACCUGCUUCCUCUUCCGGAAGGAGUCCUCACGCGCAAUCUCGGCUUGGAUAUUGUCGUAGUCGUCACUAAGACUGACUACAUGGCGACGCUGGAAAAAGAUCUGGACUAUAAGGAAGAACAUUUUGACUUUAUCCAACAACACCUGCGCAAAUUUUGCCUGCAAUACGGAGCCGCCUUGUUUUAUACGUCGGUGAAGGAAGACAAGAAUUGCGACUUGCUCUACAAAUAUCUUGUGCACAGAAUAUACGGCCUGGUGUUUCCCACUCCAGCCCUGGUGGUUGAAAAGGAUGCGGUUUUCAUUCCUGCUGGAUGGGAUAACGACAAGAAGAUAGGUAUUCUUUACGAGAACCUGCAGUCCAUGAAACCGGACGAUGAUUAUUCGGACGUCAUCAAUCGACCGACGGCGCGUAAACCGGCCCCGCGAGAGGCCGAGCUCCACGCCGAAGAUGAACAGAACUUUUUAUCUCGUUUACUGCAACAAUUGCAGCAGCAACAGCCAGCUCCUGUUGGCAUCACCGGGGCAGUAAACGGUUCUACUGCGUCACCCACACCCGCUGGCACAGGUGUCAAUUCACCUUCUGCCGGGACGCCCAUCCGAGGCGGAAUUCAAGUCCAGAAACCUGUCGAUCGUCGUAGUUCCUCUUCGGCCGUUCCUAAUCAAAUGGACCCCACAAAGACUGGAAUCAGCGGCACUUCCGAAGGCGUUUUGGCCAACUUCUUCAAUUCGUUGUUGAAGAAGUCAUCUUCGACAGCCUCGCCAACAGGAAUGCUUCAACCUGGAGAUCGAGUCAGCGUACCCAACUCUGGCGCUCCAGCGUCUGGAAGUGAAGGCUCUCCGGUUCCUGGUUCUCCCGACAAGCUGAACUUGGUCAGUCGACCGGGAGAAGUGGCCGCUGAGCUAGACCGAUUGGCUCAAUCCGCUUCUUCCCGGCUCAAUCCAAUACCAUCAGUGCCCGUCUCGACCAAUGUGGAUAACUCUUCAUCCGACUGCUGAUCUUGUUUAGCUGCACCCUAUUUUUUCGUUUCCCCUCUUCUCUUUCACACCCGAAACUCAGAUCGGCGUAAUUGUUUAUCCCCCUUCCUAGAUAUUUUUUUUUCUAAUUUAAUUCAAGUCGCGCUAUUUUGGAUUGGAAGCAUUGGGUUCACAAUCUUUUCCCUUCCAUGUCUGCUCUUGUAUUGUUCAAUAUUUUUUUUUAAUUACGUGCCUAACCAACAAAGCCGGUCGUAAUGCUAAAGGUAAAAAACCCAGACGCGAGCCAAGGGAGAGGUUAACUAAUUAAUUUAAUAAUUCUGCAGCUUAUUCUAUUCAACAUUUCUGUAAAUAACCAGAAUGAGAAAACAUCAACAUGUCCUCAACAAAUCCUUUGAUUUCCGUCUUGGAUUUUUGUGUUGUUGCCGGUGAGUCCAUGUAGUGCCACUCUCCGUGUAAUUUGCUUGCAAACUGGCGGAUGAUCAAGUAUUACGGCCCACUGAAUAUACAUAGAUAAACCAGUCUAC